AUGGCAGUUUGUGCUGCAAUAGUGGGAAAAGACAACUCUCCCAAAUUUUUCUGCUGCAUAAAUCCAGAUGAAGAAUUAACUUUCCAAUACAAAGUCCUUUCGUCUUUGGACAUAAUAGAGGAGAAACUAAAUCCUGCUAGCAAAUCAGCUAGCGAAAUGAGGGAGCUUUAUUUGGGACAACUUUAUUCAUUGGAAACUUGUAAAAUUUAUGGAUAUGUAACAAACACCAAAAUUAAAUUUAUCAUAGUAGUAGAUUCUACAAAUAUGGCUUUAAGGGACAAUGAAAUAAGAUCGAUGUUCAGAAAAAUUCAUUCGGAAUAUGCAGAUAUGGUCAGCAAUCCUUUUUAUAUUCCAGGUGAACCGAUUACUUCAAAGUCUUUUGAUUCCAGUAUUAAAAAUAUUAUAACAGGCACAGUUUAG
Molecule: messenger RNA, 420 nt
Organism: Ceutorhynchus assimilis (cabbage seed weevil)
Lineage: Eukaryota; Metazoa; Arthropoda; Insecta; Coleoptera; Curculionidae
Source: the annotation of a GenBank genome assembly